Messenger RNA from Lytechinus variegatus (green sea urchin), 3576 nucleotides. It is a transcript of the gene tpx2, whose product is annotated as targeting protein for Xklp2 homolog. Gene Ontology annotation, cellular component: microtubule; spindle. Gene Ontology annotation, biological process: activation of protein kinase activity; regulation of mitotic spindle organization. The record is from RefSeq and is a predicted model, not a curated record. The transcript is spliced from 14 exons. Lineage: Eukaryota; Metazoa; Echinodermata; Echinoidea; Temnopleuroida; Toxopneustidae. The coding region runs from base 106 to 2991 and encodes 961 amino acids.
UAGGAAAGGAAACAAUGCUGUUAGUGUUACGUCCGUGAUCCUUCUCUGUUUUGGAGUUGAAAAUCGUAUUCCAGACUUUUUGAAAAUAUAUUUCAAUAUUCAACAAUGGAGCCGGAAUCAGUAUUUGAUGAGACCUAUGAGUAUAACGCCCCAAGAUUCGUAGAUUUCUCUGUUCCUCACACAAUCGACGACAAGGCAGACGAAUUUUUUGACCUUGAACACGAGGGAAACAACGGCCAGUAUGAUUUCAUGGUUGAACCAGAUGGGCAGAUUCCAGAAGAGUACGAUGAGCCUGAACCAUCAUCAGAAUGUAAAAGCUCCACAGCAAGAGUAGAAGAGAGGAUCUCUGAUGUUCCACCUCCCAGGCAGGAAGAGACAGAAUCAGUUGAGCAUCAUCCGCAGGUUGAACAGCAUCCACAGGAAACAAGAACAAACUCAAUACAAGAUACAGUGGGUGAAAGCGAAGAUCACACCAAAGACAAUGAGACUGGUCAUAUGGAUCAUAAUACAGAACAUGUAACAGACAAUGAGAAGGCAGAAAUGGAAGUAGCCACGGUGAGAGAAGAGGAUGAGAGGAUAGACCAACAGGUCAAGGAGGAAACCAAAGAGGACAAGGAGGUGGAGCUUGUGCAAGAACCUGUCUGUCAGGAUGCGCCCGUGACUACCGAUGUUGAAAACUUGAUGGUGCAAGAGGAGGAGAGCAAGGACAGGGAGAUGCCUGUUGAGGAGCAGAAGCCCGUGCCGACUUUUGAUGAGGAGGGUGAAAUGAUGUUCACUCAAGAGAAGGAUUCUGUGGAAGAAGAAAAGAAGGUGGAGGAGAAACAGGUGGAGGUCAUGGAGAAGACAUUGGUCAUGAGGGAUAGCCCAGAGAGCCCACAGGUGGAAAUGCGAGAUGCAGAAUCACCUGCUGAAGUUGAUGUUCCAAGCAAUAUAGUGACAAAUUUUGACCAUUCUGCCCCAGCAGUAAAGCCUGCACCUAAGAACCUAGUAACAUCAUGGGGUAAUAGUAACACAGACAAAUCUACAAACGCUAACAAGGAUGCAAAAUUGAGACGCUCCGUAAGGAGAUCGACUCGUUCUCUCAACAGUGAUGUGAGUGGAUUAAAGAGAGCCUCUGCUGGCAACAACAUGCAGAGGAGAUCCCUACGCAUCCACAAUAAAUCCAGCCAAUCACCAGCUUUGAAGAAGAGACGCGUUUCUGACAGGUCUCAGAGUAGAAGUAGGAAGAGCACACCAGUGGCCGCUAAACCUGCUGCAGCUAAGCCUGUCUCCAAACCUUUCAUUCCUAGACUGACAUUACCUACUACUCCUACUUUCAUGAAGCGUAAUACCACUAAACCCGGUGCCCAAUUCAAGAGCACAGAACAGAUGGAGAUGGAGAGAAUUGCAGGGUUCCGUCAGCAGCUGGCAGCUCGCAAGAAACAGUCCCAGGCUUCUUAUAAGAUGGUUCAGGAGUCUAGUGGGUACCAUGCAGUCAAGGCUGUUGUUCCACCCACCAAACCUGUUGGAUUCACGUUUGAGACGGAUCAGAGGAUCAAAGAGCAUCCCAUGGCUACACGACAAGAUACUAAGAGCUUUGAGAGUGACCUUCGCAGGGGAAAGACUUCACCGGGUAAGGUCCACCAUGGUCCGACUGUACCUAAACCAUUCAAAUUGACGGAGAACAGGAAACGAAAGCUUGCCGAGGGAGAAGGUAGCAAGGAUUCACCCUACUGCUCCAUGGCUACACGGAUCCAACGGUUCCAUAACAAGACACCGCAGCGCUUUCAUACCAGACGGAGCGGGGAUCAUAAAGAUAAUUCCAUGCAUAAAGAAGAAGUUCAGAAGCCCAGAUUGACUUGUCCCAAGACCCCUAACCUUGAAAGCAGGAAUCGAAAGCGUGCCAUCACCGUACAGAGUGCGGCUGAAAAAGAAGAGCAAGAACUCCAAGAAAUGCAAAGUUAUAAAUUCAAAGCCAAGCCUGUCAACCCCAAACUGAUGAACAAUCGCAAUAUUGGACUCAAGAUGCCAACCCACAAGGAGCCUACAAAGGCCAUAGGAUUCAACCUAGAGAGCGAAAGACGGAUGAAGGAACGUGAGACAAAGAAGGUGCAGGAAGAAGAGGAGAAAGAAGAACAACAACAUUAUGAAUUCCAUGCCAGACCAGUGUCUAGUAAGAUGCUAGAAGGACCAGUGGGUAUUGGUCCAGCCAAACCACGCACAUUGACUUGCCCCAAGUCUCCUGCCUUUGCACUGAAGAACAGGGUUAGAAUCAAGGAGGACAUCGUUGAACCUGAGGAGUCCAAAUCUCGUAUCAUCCAUGCUAGACCGAUUCAUCAUGUAGGAGUACCAUUCAAACCCCAGACCACCCAUAAGACCACAGACACUCAACCAUUCUCCUUUGAACAGCGUGAUAAAGAGAUCCAAGCUCGUAAAGAAGCUAAGAUACAAGAGAUUUACCAAGAAGAGGAGAAGGCCCGUCUAUUCAAAGCCAAACCGAUCCUUGAUACAGUAUCUGUACCUGAGAAGAAGGUCAAACCCGUCACCAAACCUGAACCAUUUCAUCUCAGUAAUGAAGAGCAGGGAGCUAAGAGAGCCGAGAUGUGGAGUAAGAAGAUUGAGGAGGAACUAAAAGAACAAAGGGCAAUGGCCAAUGCAUUCAAAGCUAAACCAGCCGAUGUGGUCUACAACGAACCUUUCGUACCUCAGAAAUCCAACAAACCCCUAAUAGAGAUUAACCCUUUCAACCUGAACACCGACCGACGCGCUGUGGAACGGGAGGAAUUCGAGGAGUGGAAGCUGAAGAAAGAACUCCAGGAUCGAGAGAGCCGCUAUCAGCAGGAGAAGCUCAAGGAAGAGGAGGAGAGGAAGGAGGUAGAGAGAAUGAGACGAGAAGACAUGGUACAUAGAGCCAAGCCUAUCAAGCAUUACAAACCAGUCCAUGUCAUGCCUAGUCUGAAACCACUUACCGAUGCUUGCAGUCCCAACUUUUCUGAUAGGUUCCAGAAGUAAACUCUAUACUUGGUCCACACGGCCCUAACCAGCCAAAGUAGGACUAUACCAUGUUGUUCUGAGUUGAAACCUCUUGCUAAUGCAUGUUGUCCAACCUCUCUGAUAGAUUCCGAAAGAAGAUGAGGAUUUGUUCAGAUCUCAAACCGCCUGACUGAAACUAAUCUAUGCCAUAUGUAGUAGAAGCUUUAUUGGUAAUCAAGACUUCGGUCCUGAGGUAUCAGUAGAUUAGCGACUCUCUACCCUUGAUGUUGACCUAUCAAAUUUUUUUUAAACCAAGGGUUGUGCAGUAUUUCAGCAAGCUACUCAUAAUAAGGUAUGUGCAACUAGGCCAUGUAGCACAAAGCAUAUUGAUCAUUGUAGAACAUUUUUUCACGAUUGAUUGCAUUGGCUACAAUGUACAAUCAAUAAUAAAAAUCAAUCACUAACCUUUGUGUUUCAGGAUACAGGUGACCCCUUUUUGGGAUGCCAUAAUUUUGGAUUCUCCGUGAUUUUGAUUCCCUCAGUUGAAAUGUGACCUUUUUAGAAUAAAAUUAUCUUUGUUGACGAGCAUCUCAUGGUACAAUUUAUCAACAAAUUUGAUAAGGG